AUGGAUCAUACGCCGCUCCCAUCCCCAGCCCAAAUCGCUCUAGCAAUGGCAAUAGUCAAGCAUAAACCCGCCGGUCAAGACAUCAAAGAAUAUAUCAUGCAAAUCAGACAAAACAUCAAGUCCAUCAAAGAAAACGCACACUCCUACCCCCAGGAAAGAUUCUUCGACAGCGUCUCGUUCUGGCAGAAAGCGUACGAAAAGUCCGAGGCAGAGCAGAGCAAACUCCUAGAUCGCAUUUUCGAAUUGGAACGUCGCAACGAAGCUCUUGCUGCUAAGGCACAGUGUCAAGAGCCAAAUUCUGGAAAGGACGAGGGAGCGUCGAAACGGAAGACACCCGCUGGGAAGAAUCCUGUCGGGGCACGCAAACGGGCUAAGACGCAGGUCAAUGCUGGGGAUGUUAGGGCUUUGGAGUCUAGUUCCGCGAUUGGUGGUGUAGGUGGACAGUUUGAGUAUGUCGAAGAAGUCUCCGCGCCAUUCAUGAGACAGUUCUAUGCGCUCCAGAAGACCUUGCAAAAACGACCUAGUAAUGUGGAGAUCUCUCGAUGUGCAGUGGUUCUCUGCAAGACGCUGGCCAAAGAGAUGGGCAGCCUCAGUGGCCAGACAAGAAUGACUACUGCCGGUGGUCGUUCGAAGAAAGUUCCACCACAGACAAAACAGCCUGACAUACCUGCGACCUUACAUAGCGUUGACUGCGCUUUCCAGCUUCUCUGCCAGGCCCUGAAAAAGCUGGCGGGGUCAACACCAGAGACUGGUAUGACCGUUUACCACAUAGUUGUGCUAUACGAGUCCACCUUGAACGCUUUGGAAGAAGAAUGCAAGGCUAAAACUGACCAAACGCCAAACGACACGACCGCAAGAGGCAAGAAGUCCAAGCCGAAGCAAGGUGCAAAAUCGAAACGGUCCGUACCAGGCGGAUCUACUGGCACAGAGUCGAGUCUCGACAAUGAAUUGGCGACACAAAUUGCUUUCCUUCUGAACAGCAUGGUGGCUUCCCUUGAUGCUGCCUGCGCAGGGCAUCAAAACCUACUCGAAGGCUUUCUAUUUGUUUUACUGAGUCGAGUAGGAAAGUUAUUGAGCUUGUUCGCUUUCCAAGAUCUACAAUUGCGACCUGACCUUUAUGCAGAUCCUGGGAAGCUCCCGAUCCCCGCGGGCUUAGAUGGAUUUGAUUUGAAUGAUCAGGCACAAUGCGCAGCGAAAAUGGAAGCCAGGCAUGUUAUCUGGCUUCUAGAACGGGCUUUAGCUGUGGUGGAUUCUUUCAGAAGCUCGAGCUCGACAUCAGCUUCUCAGAAAGACGGCGAAAAUGGUAUAUUUACAAAGAAGAUCAAGAAGAAACUGCAGAGCACUCUCUUACAGGCAGUUUUUGGAGAAAGCCCUCAAUGGAAAAACGCUCUACAGACCCUAUCUCAGCCUGACCAGAAGGAUCUUGAUAGGUUACUGAGCAAUUCUCCUGUUUCAGAGAAGGAUACUUCCGACUGGUUUAUACAAGAGACUUGGAGACUACUCGGCUGGGAAAUGCUUGAGAAAAAGGCUGUCUAGGGCAGAUGGCCACCUUACUUUCAUUGACUACCUCCUGUAUACUUCUUGAAACAACUCACACAUGACUCUAUAACGCAGGUAUACCGACUUCCAAAAUCUUUGUGUCUAGCUUCUAUUGAUAGAAGCAUCGCUAUAUGUUAUUCAUCUAUGCAUCACUUCAAA
This is a messenger RNA of Aspergillus steynii IBT 23096, 1698 nucleotides long. RefSeq lists its product as uncharacterized. The record is from RefSeq and is a predicted model, not a curated record. Lineage: Eukaryota; Fungi; Ascomycota; Eurotiomycetes; Eurotiales; Aspergillaceae. The coding region runs from base 1 to 1536 and encodes 511 amino acids. The transcript has 3 exons.